AUGGCGUCCGCAGAGGAAUUCCUCAAUUCUGGAAAGGAGGUCGGUGUCGAGACCUGGAGAAUUGAAGACUUCAAACCUGUCAAGCAAGGACCCACUGCUUUUGGAAAGUUUUAUACUGGUGACUCCUACAUAAUCCUGAACACCAAGCAAGCUGGUGGUGGCAAGGUGUCCCACGACAUCCACUUCUGGCAGGGCAAGGAGUCCUCGCAGGAUGACACUGGAGCCUCUGCCAUUUUGGCGGAGCAGCUGGAUGCUGCUAUGGGCGGUAAGCCCAAGGAGUUCAGGGAAGUCCAGGGCUCAGAGUCCCCAGAAUUCCUGCAGAUAUUCAAGGGAGGCGUGAAGUACUUGGCAGGAGGCGCAGCAAGUGGCUUCCACCACCACGAAGACGCUCCCCACAAGGCAGCCCUCUUCCACGCCAAGGGGGUGCGAGUCACAGAGGUGCCCCUGGGAGGGGCCUCUCUGAACAGCGGGGACGUGUUCAUUCUGGACAAUGGCGCCAAGAUCUUUGUGUGGACGGGCGCAUCCGCGUCACCCCUGGAGAAGAACAAGGCGCUCACGCACACCAUUGCCCUGCGCGAUGACAAGGACCACCAGGGCAAAUCGCAGGUGAUUCACCUGGAAGAGGGAGAUGUGGAGGGAGAGGAUGCCACUGACUUCUUUGCUGCGUUGGGAGCCUCAGACCCCAAGGGUAUCACUUUUGCAACGGCGUGA
This is a messenger RNA of Coccomyxa subellipsoidea C-169, 711 nucleotides long. RefSeq names its product actin depolymerizing protein. The coding region runs from base 1 to 711 and encodes 236 amino acids. The transcript has 7 exons. Lineage: Eukaryota; Viridiplantae; Chlorophyta; Trebouxiophyceae; Coccomyxaceae. Gene Ontology annotation, molecular function: actin filament binding. The record is from RefSeq and is a predicted model, not a curated record.